Messenger RNA from Melospiza melodia melodia, 2688 nucleotides. It is a transcript of the gene NPEPPS, whose product is annotated as aminopeptidase puromycin sensitive. Gene Ontology annotation, cellular component: cytoplasm. Gene Ontology annotation, molecular function: zinc ion binding; peptide binding; metalloaminopeptidase activity. The record is from RefSeq and is a predicted model, not a curated record. Gene Ontology annotation, biological process: peptide catabolic process; proteolysis. NCBI's taxonomy places the organism in Eukaryota, Metazoa, Chordata, Aves, Passeriformes, Passerellidae.
GGGGGCGCAGCCCCGCACCCCCCGCGCUCCCGCCAUGCCGGAGAAGCGGCCGUUCGAGCGGCUGCCCGCCGACGUGUCCCCCCUCAACUAUGGGCUCUGCCUCAAGCCGGACCUCAUCGACUUCACCUUCGAGGGCAAGCUGGAGGCCGCCGUGCAGGUGAAGAAUGCCACCAACCAGAUCGUGAUGAACUGCGCCGACAUCGACAUCAUCACGGCGUCCUACGCCCCGGAAGGAGACGAAGAGGUUCACGCCACAGGGUUCAACUACCAGAAUGAGGAUGAAAAGGUCACUCUGUCCUUCCCCAGCACCCUGCAGAAAGGGACAGGGACACUCAAGAUAGACUUUGUAGGGGAGCUGAAUGACAAAAUGAAAGGGUUUUACCGGAGUAAGUACAGCACACCCAGCGGGGACACGCGCUACGCCGCCGUCACCCAGUUCGAGGCCACUGAUGCUCGCAGGGCUUUCCCCUGCUGGGAUGAGCCUGCAAUCAAAGCAACGUUUGAUAUUUCUUUGGUGGUUCCCAAAGACAGAGUAGCUUUGUCAAAUAUGAACGUGGUGGAGCGGCGGCCGUACCCCGACGACGAGAGCCUGGUGGAGGUGAAGUUCGCGCGCUCGCCGGUCAUGUCCACGUACCUGGUGGCCUUCGUGGUGGGCGAGUACGACUUCGUGGAGGCGCGCUCGCAGGACGGCGUGCUGGUGCGCGUCUACACGCCCGUGGGCAAGGCCGAGCAGGGCAAGUUCGCCCUCGAGGUUGCUGCUAAAAACUCUGCCUUUUAUAAGGACUACUUCAAUGUUCCUUACCCUCUUCCUAAAAUUGAUCUCAUAGCUAUUGCAGACUUUUGCUGCUGGUAAAGUGCCAUGGAGAACUGGGGCCUUGUUUACUACAGGGAGACUGCCCUGCUCAUCGACCCCAAGAAUUCCUGCUCCUCGUCCCGCCAGUGGGUGGCUCUGGUGGUGGGACACGAACUGGCUCACCAGUGGUUUGGGAACCUCGUCACCAUGGAGUGGUGGACCCACCUGUGGCUGAACGAGGGCUUUGCCUCGUGGAUCGAGUACCUGUGCGUGGAUCACUGCUUCCCCGAGUACGACAUCUGGACCCAGUUCGUGUCUGCUGACUACACGCGGGCCCAGGAGCUCGAUGCCUUAGACAACAGCCACCCCAUCGAGGUCAGCGUGGGCCAUCCCUCCGAGGUGGAUGAAAUAUUUGAUGCCAUUUCCUACAGCAAGGGAGCCUCUGUGAUCCGGAUGCUGCACGACUACAUCGGGGAUGAGGAUUUCCGGAAAGGAAUGAACCUGUACCUGACCAAGUUCCAGCAGAGGAAUGCUGCCACAGAGGAUCUCUGGGAAAGCCUGGAAAAAGCCAGUGGCAAACCCAUUGCUGCUGUGAUGAACACGUGGACCAAACAAAUGGGAUUUCCACUCAUUUACGUGGAGGCUGAACAGCAAGAAGAUGACAAAGUGUUGAAGUUGGUCCAGAAGAAAUUCUGUGCCAGUGGACCAUAUACUGGGGAGGAUUUCCCCAUGUGGAUGGUGCCCAUCAGUAUUUGCACGAGCGAGGACCCCAGCUGUGCCAAAAUGCAGAUUUUGAUGGACAAGCCCGAGCUCACCGUGGUGUUGAAGGACACCAAGCCAGAGCAGUGGGUCAAGCUGAACCUGGGCACGGUGGGGUUCUACCGCACGCAGUACAGCCCGGCCAUGCUGGAGAGCCUGAUCCCGGCCAUCAGGGACCUGUCCCUGCCGCCCGUCGACAGGCUGGGGCUGCAGAACGACCUCUUCUCCCUGGCCCGAGCUGGCAUCAUCAGCACGGUGGAGGUGCUGAAGGUGAUGGAAGCCUUUGUGAACGAGCCCAACUACACGGUGUGGAGCGACCUGAGCUGCAACCUGGGCAUCCUGGGCACGCUGCUGUCCCACACGGACUUCUACGAGGACAUCCAGGUGUUCGUCAGAGACGUCUUCUCGCCCAUCGGGGAGAGGCUGGGCUGGGACCCCCGGCCCGGAGAGGGGCACCUGGACGCGCUGCUGCGGGGGCUGGUGCUGGGCAAGCUGGGCAAGGCCGGGCACAAGGCGACGCUGGAGGAGGCGCGGCGCCGCUUCAAGGAGCACGUGGAGGGCAAGCACGUCCUGUCCGCCGACCUGAGGAGCCCCGUCUAUGUGACUGUGCUGAAGCACGGGGACAGCUCCACCCUGGACACCAUGCUAAAGCUGCACAAGCAGGCUGACAUGCAGGAGGAGAAGAACCGGAUCGAGCGUGUCCUCGGGGCCAUCUCCCAGCCCGAGCUGAUCCAAAAAGUUCUCACCUUUGCACUUUCAGAAGAGGUACGUCCCCAGGACACGGUGUCAGUGAUUGGAGGGGUGGCUGGAGGCAGCAAACAGGGCAGGAAAGCUGCUUGGAAAUUCGUGAGGGACAACUGGGAGGAGCUUUAUAAUCGAUACCAAGGUGGAUUCCUAAUAUCCAGAUUAAUAAAGCUCACAGUGGAUGGAUUUGCAAAUGAUAAAAUGGCUGCAGAAGUGAAGGCGUUCUUCGAGAGCCACCCGGCGCCGUCGGCGGAGCGCACGGUGCAGCAGUGCUGCGAGAACAUCCUGCUGAACGCGGCGUGGCUGCGGCGCGACGCCGACAGCAUCCAGCACUUCCUGCAGCAGCGCCGGGCGCCGCCCGCGCCCGUGUGAGCCCUCCGCGCCCGCCGCGG